This is a messenger RNA of Klebsormidium nitens, 1272 nucleotides long. NCBI's taxonomy places the organism in Eukaryota, Viridiplantae, Streptophyta, Klebsormidiophyceae, Klebsormidiales, Klebsormidiaceae. The record is from the annotation of a GenBank genome assembly.
GUUUACCGUCAACUAGCAACUGCAGCCUCAACCAGCGGCUGCCGUCCUUCAAAACGACAGCGCUACUGUGCGCAUGCACGAGUGACUGGUUUAUUCUCCAUCUCCAUUUCUAUCUCCAUCUGCAGAUGGUCGUGCAAUGGCGGACCUCAGGAAGACUUGAUGCGCAGCAAGCCGCCAUGUAGAGGCGCAAGAGGCGGCAGGAACUGCACUAGAAGCUGAUUGAGUUGCUUGGGUCCCAACAGAAUGAGCAAGAUGGCAAGAAAGGCGAUGAAGCCCCUUCCAACGUCCGCUCCCUCCGAGAACGUCCCGCUGUUGUCCACCCUGACUUGCGAGGAGAUGUCCACCUUAAGAAAAAGUGGCCUUGAACCCAACAUAAAACUUGACUUCCUCAAGCCGGAGGCCUCUCCAUGGCUCCAGGAGAUACUUCAAGAGCUCAGAUCGGAUGAUGAAAGCAGGCGCAUGUUUGCUAUCUGGCGCUUUAAAGAGAGUUACGCGUAUCUUCUGUGGAAGCAAAGCUCAAGAACGGAUGGGGUCAAUGUCUCAAACUUCAUCCUGAGCAACGGAAUUGGAAGGGAGAUUCGGUUGGGAUUGGACGAUGCCAUAUCAAGUGGCCGCUGGUACUGGCUUCCUAAGGAUUUCAUCGCAGCUACUUUGGCUGGAAAGAAAGCCGAGAUCUUCAGCAAAGUGUCCAUCUACUGCUGCGCCCUCGACACGCUGGCAGUUGACUUCAGGUCGUUCAAGUAUAUCCUCAAAGAGAUCCCAGAUGUCUUUCAGGUGCUCUUUUCAUUCGAGGAACAAGACCAAGGGUUCUACACCAUGCCUGUCAGCAUCUUCUAUCGCUGUUAUGCACAGCCAAAGGCACAGAAAAAGAGGCCCUUCUCGACAGAGUGGAGACCUUCCGUCUGUACGUUCUUGCUUUGGCUGCUUGCAAGGAAGCAGAACCCAGAGAGCGUGCCCAGAGCGACACCAGCCGACGGACUGGAGGCAAGCUUUCAGCCGCUUGGCGCUUUUGGACGGCCAGAUCGGUGGGCGCUGUUCAGAACUCGGUCUUCUCGGCGGCAACUGGAAGAGCAGAUCAAGUCGGUCCGAAAGUGUUCCAGGGCAGGGUGUGAGAAAAUCGAAGCGGCAGAGGGGACCUUCAAGCUGUGUGGAGGUUGCAGGCUCGCCUGCUACUGCAGCCGUGAGUGUCAAAAAAUGGCAUGGAAGCAGGGCCACAGAGACCAAUGCUGCGGGAAGCAAGAAAACGCGCCUGGGAGGCAGAAGUCGAAGUGA